AUGGGUUGGCUACGUGCAGUAGUGUUGGCAUUAAUUAGCCAUGGGUUUGCGGCACGAGCCGAUUGGUUCGAUUCGUGUGAUCGACAGUUUCAGCUGACCAGCCUGGCGGAUGUAACGUUGAAUUCUCCACUGUAUCCAUCGAACUAUCCCGCCGGAAGUUCGUGUCGGUUUGCGAUACGUGCCCCGCCAGGGUACACAAUCCAGGCAACGUGUACUCUAAACAUGGCCAAUCCGACCUCCGCUUGCACUACGGACUUCUUGUACGUGUCCACGGAAGGUUUUGCCUCGCCUGUGGGUAGUGAAUUCUUCUGCGGCAAGGGACAGAUCGCACGGAAGUCACUGUUCAACAAGCUGACCAUCUCGUACAUCUCGUCCAGCUCAACCAACUCGGGAUCGUUUACGUGUCGGUUAGUAGUGCAGCCGCAGGAAUGUGAUUGUGGAUGGUCGAGAACAGCGAAGGUCGUCGGAGGUACUGAGGCCGGUGUAAAUGAGUACACCUCCAUGGUGGGACUGAUUGAUUCACUCACGGCGAACGUGUUCUGCUCUGGAACGAUAAUAAGCUCACGUUAUAUACUUACCGCUGCACACUGUAGUCGCCUUAUUCCGAGUGUGAGUCGCGUGCAGGCCCUUGUCGGUGAUCACGAUUAUCGCACCGGACUGGAUACACCCUAUUCGGCGAUCUACAACAUUGAACAGAUCAUUUCUCACGAGAACUACAACGACCAGACUCGCAACAACGAUAUCGCCCUACUGAGGACCACCACCGAGAUGGACUUCAACCGGGGCGUAGGACCGAUCUGUUUGCCCUUCAACUACAAUACGUACAGCUUCGCCGGGCUGUCGGUAGACAUUGCCGGUUGGGGUACGACUAGCUUCGGUGGUCCGAUGAGCACGGUGCUACGCAAGACAACGCUGAGCGUGUUGGAGAACGGGAGCUGUUCGGCACCGUACAUCACCGAUCAAAAGAUUUGCACCUUUGCAGCGGGCCGUGACUCCUGCCAGUACGAUUCGGGUGGCCCACUGUACCUGCGGGGAAGCCAACGCAUGUACACGAUCGGGAUCAUCAGCUAUGGGUCAGCCUGUGCAGCUUCGACACCUUCCGUAGCUACCCGCGUCACGGCCUACCUGAGCUGGAUCCGACAAAAAACACUCGAUGUAUCGUAUUGCGUUAAAUGA
Messenger RNA from Anopheles marshallii, 1176 nucleotides. Its product is annotated as venom serine protease-like. Bases 1 to 1176 code for a protein of 391 amino acids. The record is from RefSeq and is a predicted model, not a curated record. Gene Ontology annotation, biological process: proteolysis. Gene Ontology annotation, molecular function: serine-type endopeptidase activity. The transcript is spliced from 2 exons. NCBI's taxonomy places the organism in Eukaryota, Metazoa, Arthropoda, Insecta, Diptera, Culicidae.